AGUGAGUGUUGAAGCACAGUUGACCCCUUGUCUAGGAACAAUGAAGACUGUCGUCGUAUUGGCGGCCCUCGUGGCCUUGUCGCUGGCAGCUAACCUCCCAACUCCUUCUCACCAUGAGGUUGAGACCAAAGCGGUUGACGCUGAAUUCGUUGCGCGUCAAAAGAAAGUCUUGACUUUCUUCAAGCAUGUCGAGCAGUUCGACCAUGAGGAGGAGUGGUACAAGGUUGGCAAGGAAUACGAAUUCGAAGCUUCCAUUGACAACUACACCAACAAGAAGGCCGUAGAAGAAUUCUUGGUGCUGUACAGAAGCGGAUUCUUGCCCAAAUUCGAAGUAUUCUCAAUCUUUGACGAGAGGAUGCUGGAGGAGACUGUUGCUCUCUUCAACGUGUUCUACUAUGCCAAGGACUUUGAAACCUUCUACAAGACCGCUGCCUGGGCCCGAGUUCACCUGAACGAGUACCAGUUCAUCUACACAUUCUACAUUGCCAUCUUCCAGCGCCCUGACACCCAAGGCAUUAUCGUCCCCGCUCCCUACGAGGUCUAUCCCGAAUUCUUCACCAACACCGAGACUAUGUUCAAAGCUUUCCGUGUGAAGAUGCAAGAUGGCCUCCUCGAUGAGAAGCUGGCUUCCCACCACGGCAUUGUCAAGGAAAACAACAACUACAUAUUCUACGCCAACUACUCCAGCUACUGGACUUAUGGACCCGAGGAGCAGAGGCUGGCUUACUUUACUGAAGAUGUCGGCAUGAACGCCUACUACUACUACUUCCAUUCUUACUUCCCCUUCUGGAUGAGCAGUGAACAUAAAAUUUUCAAGGAGCGUCGUGGUGAAGUUUGGUGGUUCUACUACCAGCAACUGUUGGCUCGUUACUACCUGGAGCGUCUUUCCAACGGUUUAGGCGAAAUCCCUGAGUUCUCCUGGGAGAAGCCUAUCAGGACUAGCUACACUCCUUUCAUGUCUACCCUGUAUUACCCCUUCAUCCAGAGGAACGGUGAAUACCAUAUUCCAGUAGAGAAAUACACCGAAGAAAUUCAGUUCCUGGACACUUAUGAAAAGACCUUCGUUCAGUACCUGCAGCGUGGCCACUUCAAGGCUUACAACCAGGAGAUUGAUUUCCGUAGCUCGAAGUCUAUCAACUUCGUCGGCAACUAUUGGCAGAGCAACCCUGACUUGUACUCGAACACUGAGCCCAGGAACUUCUGGAGGUCCUACGAAAUCAUCGCUCGUCACCUCUUGUCUGCGGUUCCCGAGUCCUACGAGAAGCACGCCGUGCUCCCUUCAGCCCUCAACUUCUACCAGACAUCUCUCCGUGACCCCAUCUUCUACCAGCUGUACGGCAAGAUCCUCAAAUACUUCCUGUUGUACAAGGAGUACCUCCAGCCUUACACCCAUGAAAAACUUCACUACGUAGGCGUCAAGAUCAACGACGUUCACGUUGACAGGCUGGUUACUUUCUUCGACUUCUUCGAGUAUGACAUUACUAACGGAGUCUACCGUAGCAACAACGAAAUCAAGACUGGCACUGAGAGGUACCUGGUCCGCCAGCCGCGUCUGAACCACAAACCUUUCACCGUCACCAUUGACGUGAAGUCUGACGUUGAGAGCGAGGCCGUGUUCAAGAUCUUCUUGGGUCCCAAAUACGACAGCAAGGGCUUCCCCAUCACCCUGCAAGACAACUGGAUGAACUUCGUCGAGCUUGACUGGUUCAAGCACAAGCUUACCAAUGGCCAGAACAAGAUUGAGCGUAGCUCUGAGGACUUCUUCUACUACAAGGACGACUCUGUACCUAUGACUGAGAUCUACAAGUACCUCGAGCAAGGCAAGGUCCCCAAGGACAUGUCUGAGGACUUCGACUCUGCGCCCGCUAGGUUGAUGCUGCCUAAGGGUACUGAGGGUGGUUUCCCCUACCAGCUCUUCGUGUUCGUGUACCCGUACCAGGGUGAAGCCAAGGCUCACGAAUCGCUGAUUGACAAUACGCCUUUCGGCUAUCCAUUCGACCGUCCUGUCUGGGAUGAGACCUAUUUCAAACAGCCUAACAUGUUCUCUGAGGAUGUGUUCGUCUACUUCGAGGGUACCCACUUCCCUUACCAGAUGAACAACCCCUUCUACGUCCCUCUUAAGAACCAGGUCCCCAAGCACUAAGAGGAGAGAGAAAGAGCAUUGUUAUGGUGCCGCAAUAGAGU
Pectinophora gossypiella (pink bollworm) is the source of this 2184-nucleotide messenger RNA. Its product is annotated as arylphorin subunit alpha-like. Bases 41 to 2143 code for a protein of 700 amino acids. The transcript has 5 exons. NCBI's taxonomy places the organism in Eukaryota, Metazoa, Arthropoda, Insecta, Lepidoptera, Gelechiidae. The record is from RefSeq and is a predicted model, not a curated record.